GCAAUAACCUUCCUGAAUGUUUUAUCUUCAGCUUCAUGUGGGACAGCGCAGAUGAUGAUGGUUCACACUCAAACAAGACAAAACUCCUGGCUCUUGGUCAAAACCAUGACCUGUUUGUCUAUGAAUUCAGUAUAGAAGAUGGAAAACACAACCCGAAUUCCCUGCACAGUUGUAAGGAAGAGACACUUAAAAAGCUCCUUGAAGCUAAAAACAUCAGUCUGCCUUCCAUUUUCUCUAUGAAGAUUCUGUCCUUUGGAAGUAACAAGUGCAAACUUCUGCUCAACCAGUUUAUCCUUGUGCACCUGACCUUUCCUGGGGAGGACUCACCCCCUGAGACCUGUGACUGCUUCCCCCUGGCUCUGCCUCCAGAAGCUGUGGCGAGAGUCACAGACUCCCAGUUCUGCAGGGGGAUCCUGUUCCUGUUGGACAGUGCUGGCUGGAUUUAUAUAUUUGGCUGCUCUGAUGGUGCCACCUUAGGGAAGGUCAGUGUGGCCCUGGCAGCUGGGCAAGGGCAGGGCCCAGCCCCUGGGGCUCCCCUGGCUGGCCUGGCAGUGUCCCCUGACCUCAGCACGGCCGUGGUGACCAGCACCUGCCACCGUGCCCUGGCUCUGCAGCUCAACUCCUACUUCAGACAGUUCCCUGAACAUUUGCUCUGUAAGAGAGAUCCAGAAAAUCUUCCAGUGCAGCCUCCAGAGGGGCUGGAUGAGGAUGAGCUGGCCAGUUCUGAGCACAGCAUGGAGCUCCUGUCGCAGCCGUUCCGCACGGACAGGUCCUGGAAGGCACAGUUGUCCUCACUGUGGGACAGAGUAAGGAGAAGAAGAACACCAGCUUCUCCAGAUUUUCACUCCAGUCAAGUGAACAACUUGAAUUUGCCUUGGUAUCAGUUUUUUACCCAUCUUGAAGAUCAUGAUCCUGCAAUCUGUGAUGAUCCAGAGAGGAUGGUGGCCUUUGUUCCCCGGGCUGUUACGUGGGCGGCUUCCCGGGCGCUCCAGAGCCAGGGCACGGCCCGUGGGGAUGCAGGACAGCAGUGGGCACAGAUCUCCGUGGCAGCACCCCAGAAAAUGGUCAAACUGGAGUGUAAACUGGUGACUGCAGCUAAAGCUGUGUUUGUGGUGCUGGCACAGGACACGGGGCUGUCUCUGGCGCUCUGGGAUUUUGAGUCCCGGGACGUGACGUGUUCCCACUUCGGCAGGAGCAGUGUCUACGUGGAGUGCAGUGCAGAGCUGCCACUGUGCCUGCUGCUGACAGAGCGUGGUCUGUGCCUGGUCCUGUUUGGUUUGACUCGGGAGGAGUUCCUGAGCAGGCUGAUGAUGUUCGGCAGCGCCGCAGUCGUGGAUGCCGUGUGUCACCUCAAUGGCUGGGAGAGGUGCUCCAUUCCCAUCCACGCCCUCCAGGCAGGUUUGGAAAAUCGCCAGCUGGACACAGUGGACUUGUUUUUAAAAAGCAAAGAAAGUGUUUUCAGUCUGUCUGCACCCUGCCCUGGGCCUGAGCACCCUGGGGAUGGCACCUCCCAGUCCUACCUGAGAAAUCUGGAGGAGCUCAAGCCAGCUUUAAACUUGCUCUGCUCAGCAAUCCAGGACAGUGACAUGGAGCCUCACAGCAAGCAGUUCUCUGAGCAGCUCCUGAGCCUCACCCUGACCUUCCUUACCAAGCAGCUGGAGGAAAUCUUUGUGCACACACAGGAACCUGAUGAAUUCCUGCAGAAGGCUGCAGAUAUUUUAACUGACUACAUCAUUAAGCUGAGAAAAUUCCUGAGGAAAUAUCCUCGAGCACCGAUGACUCCAGGGCACACGGCAGCUGAUCUGGAUGAAGACCUGCCUGAGAUAGAAGAGAGCCAAGAAUGGGAAAAACUGACACCAGAGGAGGUCAUUGCCGAGGCCAUCCUGAGCAACAAAGUGCCAGAGGCCCAGAUCUUCUUCCGAAGGCAGCAGCAUCCUGCUGAGAGCCUGCAGGAGUUUAUCCAGAUGGGUUUGAGCCUGGCCUACGACUGUCUGCUGAAGGGCAGCACCAGGGAGGCCUCGCAGCUGCUGAGGAACCUGGGCUUGGACGUGAAGCAGGAGCUGCACAAGAUCUGCCUCCACACAGAGGACAAACACGUACGGGAGCUCCUGGUGAAAGUCUUACAAGAAGAAAACUAUUUUUCUGAAAAAGAGAAGAAAAUGAUAGACUUUGUGCAUCAGGUUGAAAGCUUCUACUCAGAAUCCUUCCAGGAAAAUAAAGAGACUCAGUCUCUUUCCAGUUUCAGCUGCAGGAGGCAGCAGCAGGAGCUGUGCAGGCACCAGGCAGUGCUGGGCUCGCAGCUGUGCCGGGCCAGCAGCAGCAGCAGGAUCAGGGUGCUGCUGAGCUGGGCUCUCUGGUGGGAUGAGCUGCUGCAGGAGAUGAUUCUGCUCCCCUGGAAACCUCGCCAAGACCUCAAGACCUGCAGUCCUGAGGCCCUCUGGAUGCACCUGACAGCCCAGCAUGACUGGGUCAGCAUUUGCUCCUGGAUUGAGGAGUCAGAGCCCAGCCAGGCUCCGUGUGGCCGCUCUGCCUGGCCCCCCCUGAGCCCCGACAUCGUUGACAGGAGCACUCUGUGCAGCACCUACAUGAGACAGGACAUCCUGAACAAGCUGGCCAGAAAGGGAAUCUUUGUCCGUUCUGAGCUGGAAGAUUUUGAGCUCUUGCUCCAGAGGCUGUCGUGCCUGGGGGGAGUCUUGCAGAAUCCUCACCCUGUUCCAAAAUACAGCACUGCCAGUGGCCUGGACUUCCAUGGCCAGUUUGUCCUGCACUGCCUGGAGCACAGCCUGCAGUACCUGCUCUACACUUACCUGGACUAUUACAGUUUAACCCCUUCAAGCUGCCCUAUCCUGGAUAACAAGGAGCUGCACGAAGCCCAUCCCUGGUUUGAGUUCCUCGUGCAGUGUCGAGGGGUUGCCAGCAGUCCCCGAGAUCCCAAGAUGAUUUUCCAGGCCAGUCUGGCCAACGCUCAGAUGCUGAUUCCCAGCAGCCAGGGGGGUGUGAGCAGCAUCCUGCUGGAGGGCAGGACCCUGCUGGCCCUGGCCACCACCGUGUACGGGCCUGGGGGCAUCGACCAGGUCCUUCAGAACGAAGAUACAGAAAAACCUCUGAAGAAAGUUGAUCCCCAGCUCUUAAAAAUGGCCUUGACCCCUUACCCCAAGCUGAAGGCUGCUCUCUUUCCCUCCUGCACUGCUCAUGGAAUUUUGCCUCCUGACAUCUCUCUCUACCACCUUCUGCAGUCAUUAAUGCCCUUUGAUCCCAGAAAAUUAUUUGGCUGGCAAUCAACAAACACUCUUGCUGUGUCAGAUGCCUGGAGCGAGCUGCCCCACUUCUCCUGGCCCGAGCUGGUGAGCAGGCACGCCGUGGUGGAGAGGCUGGGCUUCCUCUUCUACCUGCGCCACGGCCGCCCUGCCUUCGCCUUCGGCACCUUCCUGCAGCAGCUGGCCAGGAGCAAAGCCCCCAGGCAGCUGGUCCAGCAGGCAGCACGGGAGGCCCGGCUGGUGGCCCUGUCCUCCUUGGGUGUCCCCUCGGUGGCAGCAGCCUGCGUGUGCUUCCUGGAGCUGCUGGGGCUGGACAGCCUGGGGCUGCGCGUGGAUCUCCGAGCUGCCAGCAGCAUCGGCACCCCCAGGAGCAGGAGCGAGGGCUCUCACCACAGCCACAGGGACAGCCUGGCUGAGAAGUUUACAAAGUUGGCUGAUGGUGAAAAAGCAGCAGCAGCAGCAGUUCUGAGCUCCCUGGAGGAGGCCUUCUGGGAUGGCAUUGAGCAGCAAGGAGUGAAGAGGACAUCCAGUGACUCCAGAAGGCAGUGGUCCUUGGUCAUGCAGUUCUGCAGGGUCCAUAACCUGGAGCUGAGCACGUCCUUCCUGAGGGAAUGUGCCAAAUCCAACGAGUGGCUGCAGUUCCUCGUCCAGACCCAGCUCCACGGCCACCAGCCAGCCCAGGUCGUUCCCCUCCUGCAGGAUUUCCCUCCCGUGGUACGAGACCACCUGCUGCUGGCCCUGGGCAAGCUGCUGUGUGCUGAGGCUGCCCGUGCAGGGAGCGUGUUCCAGAUGCUGCUGCAGUGCCAGGAGGAGCCCAGCCCCUGCUGGCACCUGCUGGCCGAGGGGCUGCGGGCACACGCGCCCAUCCUCAGCGUGCUGGCCGCCUGCUGCCCCGAUGCAAACCUCAUCUCCUGCCUCUGUGUGUGGAUCAUCACGUCCGUGGAUGGUGCCACCAGGGCUGAGGCCACCGCCCACACCCAGAGCCGGGCAGGGAGUCCCCAGUGGGACCUGCAGGACCUCGCUGCCAUCUGGAAAGUCCUCCUGAGGAAGCAAAAGAGCAAAACACUUCUCAAUGGCUUCCAGCUCUUCUUGAAGGAUUCCCCUUUGCUGCACAUCCUGGAGAUGUAUGAACUGUGCAUGAACUGUAAAAAGUACAACGAAGCUAAAACCAAACUGGAGAAAUUUCAGGAAAGCCUCACAGAACUGGGAGCCGCGGCAGGGGCGGCCCCCGAGGUGCCGGGGCCGUGGCUGCGGUCGCAGGCGCUGUUCCUGCUGGAGCUGAUGCUGCAGCAGAGCCGCACCGACUACGAGCUGGGCAAGCUCCUGCAGCUGCUGGCUGCCACAGAGAACCUCCUGCUGGAUGGUCCCCACGUGAAGAGGCUCUGUGCCCUCAGCGAGGCUCUGAGGGGCUCCUCCAUCUCCAUCAGCCGCUCCAUCCUGACCUCCUGCAGCCUGCAGGCCUUCCAGGAGGAGUGCAGCUCCAUUCUGGAGCAGCUGCAGGAGAAAGGAAUGUUCAGCCUGGCUCGGGAGGUGGCAGCCCUGGCUGAGCUGCCCGUGGACAGCGUUGUCACACACGAGGUUCUGAGAGAUCUACAUCAUUUAAGGGACACUGGACAGUGGCAUCACACCCAGACGAGAGCUGACUUCUGGAAAAAGUGCAACGACACCUUCAGCAAACAUUCCGUCUGCAGCCGAGCCGCAGCGGCCUUCUUCCUCGAGCAGGCCAGCAGCGUGUGGGAAUGCCCGGGGCAGGACACAGCCGGCCUGGGGGAGAGGCAGCUGCUGCUGACGCUGGCCGGGCACUGGCUGGCGCUGGGGGAGCCCGAGGUGGCGGUGCCGGAGCUGCAGGAGCUGGAGAAGAGGAUCUGGCAGUGCCGGGUGGCCGAGCGAGCGCUGGCGGCCGAGGGCUCGGGGCAGGGUCCCUCCCGAGUGUGCCAGUACUUCCAGCUGUGGCCCCGGGACGUGUCGCUGGCGCUGCACUGCCGGGCGCUGGCCUCGGGGGAGGCCGGGCGGGAGCAGCUGCAGCCCGAGGUGCGGGCCCUGCUGGCGGCCGGGGCCGGGACAGGCGAGGGCGGCGCGGCGAGCGGAGCCCCCAGCACACCCAGCCUGGAGGAGUGGACCCCUCUGGGGGCCCCGAGUGGGGACGAUGCCGUGGUGGCAGCGCUGAAGGCUCUGGCAGAGGAGUGUGUCCAUGGCAGGGGCUACUGCCGGCAGGUGCUGUGCCUCUACGAGCUCUCCAAGGAGCUGAGCUGUUCCUUCGGGGAGGUGUCGGCGCGGGAGCCGCGGGAGGUGCUGGGGGCCAUCCUGGCCCGGCGGGGGCCGGAGCGCAGCCGCAGAGCCCAGGCCUUCAUCACCUGCCAGGGGCUGUCCCCUGCCACUGUGGCACCACUGCUGGCACAGCAGAUCACCCAGGAGCUGCUGGCCUCGGCACAGGGAAAAGGGCAGAAGCAGGUUUGGAACCCUGCAGUGGAGAGCCAGGCACUCCUGCAGCUUGCCAAGCUGUGCCAGGAUCACACCUUGGUUGGGAUGAAGUUACUGGAUAAAAUCUCCUCUGUCCCCAGUGGGGAGCUGUCCUGCAUCACAGAGCUGCUGAUCCUGGCCCACAGCUGCUUCAGCCUGACGUGCCACAUGGAGGGGAUCACACGCGUGCUGCAGGCGGCUCGGCUGCUCACCGAGGAGCACCUGGCUCCCAGGGAGGAGUAUGGGCUGGUGGUGCGGCUGCUGACCGGCAUCGGCAGGUACAAUGAGAUGACCUACAUCUUCGAGCUGCUGCACCACAAACACUACUUCGAGGUGCUCAUGAGGAAGAAACUGGACCCGAGCGGGACGCUGAAGGUGGCGCUGCUGGACUACACCAAGCGCUGCCGGCCCGGAGACAGCGAGAAGCACAACAUGAUUGCGCUGUGCUUCAGCAUGUGCAGGGAGAUCGGCCAGAACCACGAGGCUGCUGCCUCCACCCAGCUCAAACUCAUCGAGUGCCGGCCCUGGGAGGAGUCUCUUCAGGAUGUUGCAAAUUUAAAGAAGCUGCUGCUGAAAGCUCUGACUCUCUUCAUUGAUGCAGCAGAAAGUUACUCCAAGGACUCGUGUGUGCGGCAGGCGCUGCGCUGCCGCCGCCUGACGCGGCUCAUCACGCUGCAGCUGCACUUCCUGGCCUUGGGCCAGAGCACCAGGAUCAUCAACCUGGGCAGGCAGGACCUGCCUGGAGCCAUCCUGGCCCUGCCCAGGUUCUACCAGGCAGCCAUCGUGGCCGAGGCCUACGAGUUCCUGCCGGACUGGGCUGAGGUUCUGUUCCAGCAGGUGAUCACCAGGGGUGACUUCGUGUACCUGGAGGAGUUCAAGCAGCAGCGGCCACUGCGGCCCAGCCUGUUCGAGGAGGUGGCCAAGAGGGUCCAGCAGCAUCCCCCUGCUGACGCUGCCCUGAGGAACCUGAAGCGGUUCCUCACCCACUGUGAGGACAUCUACACCUACUACAGGCUGGCCUACGACCACAAGUUCUAUGAUGUGGUGAACUCCCUGCUGAAGGACCCUCAGACUGGCUGCUGCCUCAACGACCUCUUAUCCAACUGAAUUCCAGCCAAAUUCCAGCCCAGGGUCAGUGCUGAUUGACACAGAUUUUAUCAGUGACCUGCACCCAGGGCACUGCUGCUCUGCAAAAGUUACUCCAGAAAAAUGGACAGGGUUGUAAAUAUUUAAAAUGCUGAAACUGUUAACCUGAAAUAGUGUUUUGUAUAAUAAAUCUGUUUAUAAAUUA
Molecule: messenger RNA, 7008 nt
Organism: Cyanistes caeruleus (blue tit)
Lineage: Eukaryota; Metazoa; Chordata; Aves; Passeriformes; Paridae
Source: RefSeq, a predicted model, not a curated record